Phycomyces blakesleeanus NRRL 1555(-) is the source of this 487-nucleotide messenger RNA. RefSeq lists its product as hypothetical. The transcript is spliced from 5 exons. The record is from RefSeq and is a predicted model, not a curated record. Lineage: Eukaryota; Fungi; Mucoromycota; Mucoromycetes; Mucorales; Phycomycetaceae. Gene Ontology annotation, molecular function: RNA binding. Bases 79 to 342 code for a protein of 87 amino acids. Gene Ontology annotation, biological process: mRNA splicing, via spliceosome; spliceosomal snRNP assembly. Gene Ontology annotation, cellular component: U4/U6 x U5 tri-snRNP complex; U5 snRNP; U1 snRNP.
AAAUAACUCUGCUUAAAUAUUGCUUAUUUCUUUUUCUUUUACUCAUCCAAAUAAAUAAAGAAAUACCUAUAUUUCAUCAUGUCGACCAAAGUACAGAAGAUCAUGGUCCAGCCGAUCAACCUAAUCUUUAGGUAUCUACAAAACAAAUCUAGAGUGCAAAUUUGGUUGUUUGACAAGUCUGACAUGAGAAUCGAAGGUCAAAUUAUUGGCUUCGAUGAAUUCAUGAAUCUGGUAUUGGAUGAUGGUGAAGAAGUCAUGACAAAGGAAAAGACCAGAAGAACAAUAGGUCGUAUAAUGUUGAAGGGAGACAAUAUUUCAUUGAUCCAAUCUGUAAAUAACUAAAGACUCUUUUGGCUAUCAUUAUAACAAUCGAAUCGUUAUAGAACUGAUGUUUAUUGUGGAUUUUUCUUGGCUUAAAGGAGUGAAAAUUGGAAAGAGCCAAAAGUCUGUUGUAUUUUGAUAUACAAAGUUAAAAGAAGACAUGCAC